Molecule: messenger RNA, 1908 nt
Organism: Gossypium raimondii (Peruvian cotton)
Lineage: Eukaryota; Viridiplantae; Streptophyta; Magnoliopsida; Malvales; Malvaceae
Product: probable anion transporter 3, chloroplastic
Exons: 8
Coding region: 99-1619 (506 amino acids)
Biological process (GO): transmembrane transport
Cellular component (GO): plastid
Molecular function (GO): phosphate transmembrane transporter activity
Source: RefSeq, a predicted model, not a curated record
GUGUUAAAUAAUAUAUAUUAUAAAGAAUAUCUUUUAAACAAUUCCUAUAUUUAACAAAUUUUUCAUAUCCAAAACCUUCUUCUUGUCCUCACCUACCAAUGGCCGCCGAAUCUAUGCUGCUUCAUUCUUCUUAUUCUUCCACCAAACCUCGUUGUUAUUUGAGCAAUCCUGAACCAUGUUGGACCGAAUCCAGGACAACCAACCUCCGGUUUGAGCGUAAAGUGGUGCUUGGAAAGCAGGUCAAAUGGGAGAGCUUGGGGUUAACAUCAAGAAGAGAGUUUUCGAAGAAGGAGAGAGGAGGAGUGGUGAGAUGCACGGCGGAGGGGAUAGAAAGAAGGAUGUUGAUCCCCGGGGAAGCCACCGUGAGGGUACCGGAAAGGUUCAAGGUGGUGGCUUUAAUGGCUUGUGUUAUGUGUUUAUGUAAUGCUGAUAGAGUUGUUAUGUCAGUUGCCAUUGUUCCUCUCGCCGAUAAGCUUGGUUGGUCCAGUUCUUUCCUCGGCAUUGUUCAGUCAUCUUUCCUUUGGGGAUACAUAUUCUCUUCUGUGAUUGGAGGAGCUUUGGUGGACAAGUAUGGAGGCAAACGAGUGAUGGCGUGGGGUGUGGCCUUGUGGUCUUUGGCUACACUUCUCACCCCAUGGGCUGCCAAUCACUCCACCUUUGCUCUCUUGGCCAUUCGUGCCUUCUUUGGUCUAGCUGAAGGCGUUGCCCUUCCCUCCAUGAGCACCAUCUUAUCUAGGUGGUUUCCAGGGCAUGAAAGAGCAAGUGCAGUUGGAUUUUCCAUGGCUGGAUUUCAUCUUGGAAACGUUGUGGGCUUAAUUCUGACACCAAUCAUGUUGUCUACCAUUGGAAUUGCUGCGCCUUUCAUUCUCUUUUCAUCUCUUGGGUUGCUAUGGUUGUCAUCAUGGGUUUAUAAAGUUACAAGUGAUCCCAGAGAAAGUCCUUUUAUCACCAAAUCUGAGCUAACAUCAAUCCAGGCUGGUAAAACUGAUCCUCCCACAACUACAGCUGAGUUUCCACCUAUAGGCCUCCUCCUAUCAAAGUUACCCACAUGGGCAAUCAUAUUCGCUAAUGUAACCAACAAUUGGGGAUACUUUGUUCUUCUCUCAUGGAUGCCAGUUUAUUUCAAGACUGUGUUUAAUGUGAACUUGAAACAAGCAGCUUGGUUUAGUGCGGUUCCAUGGGGUACAAUGGCUGUUUCAGGUUACAUUGCAGGAGCGAUAUCGGAUUCUCUAGUCAAGGCAGGCUACUCUAUAACAUCCGUUCGGAAGAUCAUGCAGUCUAUAGGCUUCAUCGGCCCUGGAGUGUCCCUGCUCUGCCUGAAUUUUGCAAAGUCACCUGAAAUGGCUGCUGUAUGUAUCACCGCAGCCCUGAGCUUGAGUUCUUUUAGCCAAGCUGGUUUUCUUCUCAAUAUGCAAGAUAUUGCACCUCAAUAUGCAGGAUUUCUCCAUGGCAUAGCAAAUUCAGCAGGGACAUUGGCAGCCAUAAUCAGCACCAUAGGAACCGGCUAUUUUGUACAGUGGUUAGGAUCUUUCCAAGCAUUCCUCAGUUUAACAGCUUGCCUGUAUUUCAUUACAACCAUUUUCUGGAACCUCUUUGCAACUGGGGAGCGAGUUUUCUAGUGUUGUCAACGAACAUAAAUCAUCAGAAAAAACAGGGCUCGUGCUUGGGAACUGAAGUUCAACAUUCAAGAUUUUGGGGGUGUAAUCUUUUUAGGCAUGAUUUCAUGAUUGAAAUAGUAAUUAGUAAGUAUAUUUAGCGAAUAACAUAUAUAUCUCCACUUCAUUCUUUGUGUUUGCUUGUGGCAAAAAUGCCUCAUGUUGUUUCGCAUUUUACAUCUUUUCUUUGCCAAGAAAUCUCUUCAAAUCUUAGAAGAGUGAAUAAAAAUAUUUGCUAGAGUUUAUUUUUCCA